Penicillium salamii is the source of this 1671-nucleotide messenger RNA. The record is from the annotation of a GenBank genome assembly. NCBI's taxonomy places the organism in Eukaryota, Fungi, Ascomycota, Eurotiomycetes, Eurotiales, Aspergillaceae.
AUGACACCAUCGCGCGUGAUAAUCAUCGCAUCUUUCACUAUAGUUACACCAACCCCAAACCCCCGCACAAGCAGUCGCUUGAAUAAAGAGAACACCCUUGACAAUGGAAAGAAACAGAAAACAAGGCACUUGGAUGGUUUGGCGUGUCGCGUUCAGCUAUCUUCCGACGUAGCAUCAAUGGAUCGAACCAUGCCAACCCCGAUUACACUCAAUUCAAAGACGAGCCACGAAGUUUCCAGCCAUGAAGUCCAUCACCUUCAAUCCAUCCCCGAAGCAAAGGACGGACUAUGGCUUCAGUUUCUGACAAAAGCCAAAUGGUAUCCAGCAGACAUGCCACAUGCAGAAAAGAAGCUCAUCCUCAAACUCGACUUCCUGAUCCUAGUUGGCAUGAAAAAAGACCUUAAUCUACAAGGCAAUGCACUAAACUACAUAACAGCGGUAUUCUGGGCCUCGUACUGCACAUCCAUGAUACCAGCCUGUUACUGGUUAACGCGCACGCGAAUCAACAUCGCGCUACCGAGCCUCGAGGUAGGCUGGGGACUAUUCACGUUUGGGUGUGCGUGGGCGUGCAAUCUGGAGACGCUUUACGCAAUGCGAUUCUUUAUUGGGAUCUGCGAGUCUUGCUCUUUUACCGGUGUUAUUUAUGUCAUUGGCUCGUGGUAUAAGCCUGGGGAGGUGACGCGGCGCGUUGCGCUCUUCUUUAUUGCUUCGCCUCUCGGUACUAUGUUUGCUGGGUACCUGCAGGCAGCUGCAUAUACAAAUCUGGAGGGGAGACAUGGAUUGGCCGGGUGGAGGUUCGUAUGCCUAUUUAUAGAAUGGUGUAUGAAAGUGCUAAUCGCAUCCAAGGUGGUUGUUUAUUAUUUGCACAGUGAUCACAAUUCCUAUCUGUCUUCUGUGAGUCGCGCACUCGGAUACUUUGUCUUUCCUGAUGUCCCGCAUCGCUCAAAGCCACGAUUCCUAACUGCGACUGAGCAUGAGAUCGCCAACAGCCGCCUGAAAGGGCUGACAGCACCGAGUGAGCUCAAGGUUUCCCGGGCGAUCUUUAGGCGCGUCUUUGGGCGCUGGCAUUGGUAUGUCUUUGUUGUGCACUGGAUACUCAUGGAUCAGAACUUCACACCAUACUCGACGCCUUUCAGUCUCUACCUCAAGGCAAAGCCGGAUAUUUAUUCUGUCUCGCGGGUGAAUACACUGCCAACCAUAGCGACAGCGAUAUCGGUAAUUGCUGCGCUGGUCGCAGGCAUCACUGCGGACCGCCUGCACAAUUUCUGGAUCCCAUCCGUUGUGACGAGUAUACCUGUCUUAAUCGGAUUGGUUUUACUUGUUGUCUAUAAUGUUGGAGAGACGGGACGGCUAGUGGGGUUCAUUAUCACUGGAUUUGAAGGAGCGAUCAGUCCACUAACAAUGAGCUGGGCGACUGUCACCAUGGCUAAUGAUGCCGAGGAAAGGGCCAUUGUUACGGCAAGCAUGAAUGCUAUUGGACAAGCGAUGGCGGCCUGGACUCAAAUAUUCCAGUACCCGGCUACUGCUGCACCGCACUUCCGCGCUGGAUUUAUCUCUAACUUGAUGACUACGAUCGGGCAAUUUCUCAGCGUUGGCCUCAUCGCGUUCCUCGUGAGUCGGGAUAAGCGGAAAGGAUCAAGUGGAGCCGAUUCUGCAGAAAACUUUAGAUGA